AUGUCUGUCGCGGACGAAGAUGGCGCAGGACAAAACGGCAAUCCGGCAGGCGCUCAAGCAAGUUUAUUGACAAGCGACGUCAAAGGGCUUCCUUGCUUUAACCCCAGGGAAGACCCAACGAAUUUGGCUGUGAGAUGGAAGCGCUGGAAGCGGUCAUUUAAUGUGUUUUUAACGGCAAAGGGAGUAAUAAAUGACAAACAGAAAGUGGCAUUACUUCUGCAUACGGGGGGGUUGCAGUUGCAAGAACUAUAUUUUACAUUAGUAAACGAAGACGAAGAGAAAGAGUUUAAGGAUUGCGUCAAGGUCUUGGAUGAGUAUUUCGUCCCUAAAGUGAAUCUACCGUUUGAGAGACACCAGUUUCGUCAAAUGAGUCAGAUGAACGGCGAGAAAGUGGAUCAUUUUGUUUCGCGUCUUAGGCAAAAAGCUACUACGUGCGAAUUUCAGAACGUGGAAGAAGCAAUUCGAGACCAACUAAUUGAGAAAUGUGGCGACUCAAAGCUUAGACGGAAGUUUCUUGAACGCGUUAAUGCAACACUCAAGGAUUUACAAGAUAUUGCGCGGGCAUAUGAGGCGGUAGAAGAGCAGUUGAAAUCAAUGGAAGGUUCGAAUACAGUAAACGUUGUGAGUCAUAAAUCGCGUUGGAGCGGACGAAAAGAGAAAAAGGUCAACACAGAUCAGAAAGAGCGCAGAUACUCAGCCAAGGGGACUGGGCACGACAACAAGGAUAACGUACGACGAUGUUACAACUGUAAUAAAACUGGGCACUUUGCUCGAGACGCAAAUUGUCCAGCAAAGUCCAAGAGCUGCAAUAAAUGCGGAAUCAUAGGUCACUUCUCAGCUUGCUGCAAAAAAGCAGGGGAGAAGCACAACAAGGAGAAAGAAAAAAAGGAGGAGAAAAGAGCAUAUAAAGUCUCUGAGGAAGAAGGAAAAACACCAACAAGAGAUGACUAUGCCUUUGUUAUUGGUGGGCAUGGACAAAAAGAUAUGGGUCAGGUGGAUCUAAUUAUUGGAGGAGUGAAACUAGAAAGUAUUUUAAUUGACUCAGGUGCAACAUGGACAUUUACAGCAGAGAUUGUGUGCGAGGCAAACAGUGAAAGAUGUGUAGACGAUUUCACUGUGAUUAAAGAGAACGGAAGGCCUAUAUUGGGGAAGAAAACAGCCGAACAAUUGAAAGUACUCAGGGUUGGACCUGAAGAAAUAAUAAGAACUGUUAACACGGUCACACAAGAGGGAAGUGAUUCAGAUAUUCGUGAGGAGUUUGCUGAUAUUUUUACUGGAGUCGGACUACUUAAGGAUUACAAGCUGAAACUGCAUAUCGAUGAGGAUGUUAUACCAGUUGCUCAGCCGGUGCGUAGACUGCCAUUCGGUCUAAGGGACAAAGUAGACGAUAAGUUAGACGAGUUACUCGACAUGGGUAUUAUCGAAGAAUUGCCAGAAGCAACACCUACAAGGUGGGUUUCACCAUUAGUGGUUGUUCCAAAAGCAGAGGGAAAGGAUAUUCGAGUUUGUAUCGAUAUGAGAAGGGCAAACGAGGCGAUUAUAAGGGAAAGACAUCCUAUUCCGACCAUAGAAGAAGUUUUGUAUGAUUUAAAUGGAGCAACGGUAUUUAGUAAGAUAGACCUCAAAUGGGGGUUUCAUCAAGUGGAACUCACAGAGGAUUCAAGGGACAUUACGACGUUCGUGACACACCGGGGGUUAUAUAGAUAUCGUCGACUGAUGUUCGGAAUUACUUCAGCUCCAGAGAAGUACCAGAAAAUAAUCUCAGAUGUUUUGGCAGGGUGCAAUGGGGUGGCAAAUAUUGCGGAUGAUCUUAUUGUUUACGGGGCUGAUUUAUCCGAGCAUGAUGAGAAUCUUUAUAAAGUACUAACACGUCUGCGAGAGAAAGGUCUUACCGUAAAUGGGGACAAAUAUUGCAGAGCCGUUGCGUCGUGUACUAAGAAAGGGACAGUCGUUCGUUUGGGGGUCAGAGCAACAGCAGGCGUUUGA
Messenger RNA from Dendronephthya gigantea, 1986 nucleotides. RefSeq lists its product as uncharacterized. The record is from RefSeq and is a predicted model, not a curated record. NCBI's taxonomy places the organism in Eukaryota, Metazoa, Cnidaria, Anthozoa, Malacalcyonacea, Nephtheidae. Gene Ontology annotation, molecular function: zinc ion binding; nucleic acid binding. The transcript is spliced from 3 exons. The coding region runs from base 1 to 1986 and encodes 661 amino acids.